This is a messenger RNA of Moneuplotes crassus, 1169 nucleotides long. The record is from the annotation of a GenBank genome assembly. Lineage: Eukaryota; Ciliophora; Spirotrichea; Euplotida; Euplotidae.
UCUGGAAUGAACACCAACUAUGUAAAAGGAUGCCUCUUCAUGCUGUUUGUCAUUCUCAGCUUUGUAGGUACCUCAUUGAUAAUAAAACUAUCUUUCUCUUCAAAUGAUGAAGAGGAAGCUGCAAGUUUUAACAAGCCAUUAUUCACUUCUUACACCGCAUGUGCUUCAUUUUCGCUCUACUCGAUCAGGAUCAUUUACGAAUUCAUUUUUAGAAGUAAAUGUAGAUGGAAAGAUAUGAGCAGGAGAGAGAUGACCAAAGUUGAGCUCAAAACAGCCCUACUGUGCUUUCCCAUCUUCUUUGGCUCUAUAACUUUAUACUACUUCAGUCUAUCGUUGACGACGUAUAGCUCCACGAUGAUCCUGGGAAACAUCUCUUCAGUAUUUGUGUUUAUUUUUGCAAUUCUCAUUCUUGGCCAUGCCUUCUGAUUCAUUAAGUGUGGUGCAACAAUUACUUGAGUUGUUGGAGUACUCAUAAUUGCAUUAUCAGAUAAAGAAGACUUUCAAGCAGCAAAUCCAAUCCUUGGAGACCUGUUAGCUGUAUGCAGUUCUCUGACGCUUGGACUUUAUUCUACGCUACUGGCGAAGUUAGUCCCUCCAAAGAUUGAGAAUGAAGUGUCAUUUUCAAAUAUCUUAGCAUUUAUUGGUCUGUUAUGUCUGUUAACAUUAUGGCCACUAUUGAUAAUCUUCCAUUUCUCCGGACUAGAGCCAUUUGAGCUACCUAAAGGGAUUACAAUAGCCUACCUAAUUAUUAAUAUUAUCUUUGGAACUCUUCUUUUUGACUAUUGAUGGGGAAGAGCGAUUCUGUUGAUUGGUCCGCUUGUGUCAAACACAUCAGUCCUCCUGGUGGUUCCACUAAGUAUCAUAAUAGACAAUUUAUUCAUAAAAUCUAGCUUCAGCUGGCAGUAUUACCUCGGAACCAUAUUUAUAGUUGUAGGAUUCCUUAUUAGUGCUUACAUGAAUUAUCUUGAUUCACAAAAUAUACAGGAUGAAGAUUCACAUGACUCCUUAACUUCUCCAUUGAAUAGGAAGCACACUGGGAAGUUUGGGCAGAGUGAUGAAAUAGAAUCUGGGUCUGACAACUCAGCUCACUCCAGUGACUAAGAUCUUCAAGAUUCAAAUAAAAGAGAUACGAGAUUUAGCUAAUUUUUAUAUUAAACAAACUGUUCGUC